Molecule: messenger RNA, 3093 nt
Organism: Moesziomyces aphidis
Lineage: Eukaryota; Fungi; Basidiomycota; Ustilaginomycetes; Ustilaginales; Ustilaginaceae
Source: the annotation of a GenBank genome assembly
AUGGCGAUACGCCUAGUGGGUUCACCACACGGCACCGACGCUGCCUUCCAUCCGUCGUUCACCUAUCCAAUCUACGGCGAGGCAGAGACCAUCUACGGCUACCAGGGCCUCGUGCUCAACCUCGACUUGGCGUCGGGCAGUCUGGUGCCCAAGUUCGAGGUCAAGUACCGCGCCAAGAACGAGGCGACGACGGCCAAGCUCGACGAUGUCGAGGGGAUCAUCAAGCCGUUCCUGCCGGCCGACUAUAUUUCAGCGGCGGCGUCUUCGUCUGCAAGCCAGGAGUUUGCAGCGGCCCUCGAGAAGAGCUCGAGCUUCCGACCGCUGGGCGACAAGGUGCACAGCUACACGCGGCGCAAGGUGAACAAGGGCAAGGGCAAGUCGAGCGGAGCGGCGUCUGCUGCGGCCUCGAUGCUGGCCGAGGACGAUCCGGAUGCGCGCGUGUUUGAGAUCUACCGCGCCACGUGGGAUACGCCUGGGUUCCGCGAAUACCACCGCCGCAUGCAGCUGUUUGUGCUGCUGUUCAUCGAAGGCGCGAGCUACAUCCAGGAGGACGAGACCAACUGGGAGUUUUUCACGCUGUACGAAAAGGUGCGCGGCGCGAGCGGCGCCGAGGACGACGCAACAUGGCACUUGAUGGGCUAUACGAGCCUGUACAAGUUUUGGUGCUGGCCCGACUCGUCGCGCGUGCGUCUGUCGCAGUUUGUGGUGCUGCCGCCGUACCAGAAGCAGGGCCAUGGCGGUGCGCUGUAUACGACGGUGUACGAUCAGAUCCGCAAACGCAGCAGCGUAUCCGAGCUCACGGUCGAGGACCCGUCGGAGGAUUUUGACCGCCUGCGCGAUGGCAACGACCUGCGACGCCUCCUGGCGCCAGGCGGCUUUGUGGAAACCGCCAAGAAGCAAGGCAAGCUGCAUGCACCGCUGGACGCCGAGUGGAUCGAGGCGCAGCGGCUGGAGCACAAGCUGGCGCCGCGCCAGUGGGCGCGCGUGCUGGAGAUGGUGCAGCUCAUGAACCUCGACACGGGCGAUGCCGAGCAGAUCCGACAGUACCGCCUGCAGGUCAAGGCGCGCAUCUACCGCCAGAACAAGGACAUCCUCAUCCAGCUCGACAAGACACAGCAGCGCGCCAAGCUGCAGGAGACGUUCGAAGGCGUCAUCGACGAGUACGGCGACAUGGUCGGCGUCGACAUCGAGCCCAUCGUCGACGCAGGGCCGAGCUUUGCGGGCCUCCACGGCGUCGAUGAGGAGGAGGACGAUGAGGAGGAGGACGGCCACUACGAGAACGGCAACGGCCCGCCACGAAAGAUGGCACGCUUCGCCUCGGAGCGCUCGAGGUGCUCCUUCCUUCCUAACCCGUUCUCCGCCAAAGAGCCACCCAACUUCAUCCUCCUCCUUCCUCCCAUUCCUCGCAUCUUAGCUCAGUCGACAAUGUCUGCAAGCAACGGUAACGGUCUUCAGGUUCCCCAGGACGUGGCGGUCCUGUCGCCUGCCCAGGCGCUCGAGCACCUCAAGACCUACGCCACCGGCGAUGGUCUCAGCAUGAGUGAGCUCAUCGACUCGCGCCAGCACGGCGGUCUCACCUACAACGACUUCCUCGUGCUGCCCGGCUUCAUCAACUUCCCCGCCUCGGACGUCAGCCUGCGCACCAAGGUCACCAAGAACGUCACGCUCAACACCCCCUUCCUCUCGUCGCCCAUGGACACGGUCACCGAGACCGAGAUGGCCAUCGCAAUGGGCCUCAUGGGCGGCAUGGGUGUCAUCCACAACAACAUGAGCCCGCAGGAGCAGGCUAGCGUCGUCCGCAAGGUCAAGAAGUACGAGAACGGCUUCAUCACCGAGCCCCUCUGCCUCGACCCCAACGCCACUGUCGGCGACGUCCUCGAGAUCAAGGAGCGCCUCGGCUUCGGCGGCAUCCCCAUCACUGACACGGGCGCCAUGCAUGGCAAGCUCGUCGGUAUCGUCACGGCUCGCGACGUGCAGUUCCGCGACGCCGGCCUGCCGCUCUCGCAGGUCAUGACCACCGACCUCGUCACCGCCCCGCAGGGCGUCACGCUCGAGCAGGCCAAUACCAUCCUGCGCGACAGCAAGAAGGGCAAGCUGCCCAUUGUCGAUGCCGAGGGCCGCCUCGUCUCGCUGCUCGCCCGCUCCGACUUGCUCAAGAACCAGAACUUCCCGCUCGCAUGCAAGCGCCCGGACAGCAAGCAGCUCUACUGCGCCGCCGCCGUCGGCACGCGUCCCUCGGACCGCGAGCGUCUCACGCUGCUCGUCGAGGCCGGCCUGGAUGUGGUCAUCCUCGACUCGUCGCAGGGCAACUCGGUGUACCAGAUCGAGAUGAUCCAGUGGAUCAAGACCACCUUCCCGCACAUCGACGUCGUCGCCGGCAACGUUGUGACGCGUGAGCAGGCUGCCAGCCUCAUCGCUGCGGGUGCCGACGCCCUGCGUGUCGGCAUGGGCUCCGGCUCCAUCUGCAUCACCCAGGAGGUCAUGGCCGUCGGCCGUCCCCAGGGUACCGCCGUGCACGCCGUCGCCGAGUUUGCCUCCAAGUUCGGCGUGCCCGUCAUCGCCGACGGCGGCAUCUCGAACGUGGGCCACAUUGCCAAGGCGCUCGCGCUCGGUGCCAGCGCCGUCAUGAUGGGCGGUCUGCUUGCCGGCACUACCGAGUCGCCCGGCGACUACUUCUACCGCGACGGCAAGCGCCUCAAGGGCUACCGUGGCAUGGGCUCCAUCGAGGCCAUGGAGCACCAGAAGAAGGGCAAGAUCGCCGGCGCCACGGGCAAGGGCGCUGCCAAGGCGGACAAGCUCGCCGCCGACGAGAACGCCGCGACGCAGCGCUACUUUUCCGAGAGCGACGCCGUCAAGGUGGCGCAGGGCGUGGCGGGCGCCGUGCAGGACAAGGGCUCGGUCAAGAAGUUCCUGCCUUACCUCUACACGGGCCUGCAGCACUCGCUCCAGGACAUGGGUGUGCCGCACCUCCACCUGCUCCGCCCCGCCGUCGGCUCGGGCCAGGUGCGCUUCGAGCUGCGCACCGCCUCGGCCCAGGUCGAGGGCGGCGUGCACGGCCUGCACAGCUACGAGAAGCGUCUCUUCUCGUCCUAG